Molecule: messenger RNA, 2828 nt
Organism: Zingiber officinale
Lineage: Eukaryota; Viridiplantae; Streptophyta; Magnoliopsida; Zingiberales; Zingiberaceae
Product: probable N-acetyltransferase HLS1
Exons: 4
Coding region: 1515-2708 (397 amino acids)
Molecular function (GO): acyltransferase activity, transferring groups other than amino-acyl groups
Source: RefSeq, a predicted model, not a curated record
GUAUGAGACUCCUUAGGAAGCUCAGAUGGUAGUUCAAGUACAAGCUGUUCAUGCGCGAAAGGAACUCAAAGCGGAUUAGCUAGCUACUAUUUUACAAACAGAAUUUGAUGGUCACUGUGAAGGUGAGCUACUCUAGGUCUCAACAUCUUCCUCUUCAGAUUCGACAUCUCUACUACUUGACCAACUUGGUAGUCGAGCAAUGCAAUCACUCAGCGAGCUCGACACUCGACUAACUCAGCGACUCAGCAACUCGGCCAACUCAGAGUUGACAACCCGCUCGACACUUGACUAUAACUCGGCGACUCAACAACUCGGCCAACUCAGAGUUGACAACCCGCUCGAGUACUCGGCGUCCCGACUCAGCAACUCACUUGAGCGGUACAGCGGACUUGGGAAUCACUCGGGCCGCUCAAACCUCGCAGCACUCAGCUUCGUCCAGUGACUUCCUACUUAUGCUCGAACGAUCCAGGAGCUCGGCGUAACCUUUCAGGUUGACAAUUUAAAAUUAUCUUCGAGUCAUUUCGGCUGAAUUUAACUCAAAUUUUCUUUGUAACUCUACACCAAUUUGGAUAGAUUACGGAUUAUUUUUCAACGGUACUUGGCAUGACUUGAACAUGCUGAGGUCCAUGGGGGUGAAUUCUUCCAUGUUUUCCCAGCAUGAUGGGUGAUGCUACAUGAGAGACUUGCAACUCAAACUUAUUUGCUCUCUAAUGGAAUCAUUCACCCUUAUUUAGCGACCAAUCCAGCUUUAAUAAAUUAACGAAUAAUUUUUUAAUAGACGGUUGAUUUAACAAUGUUGAAUUGAUAGACCGUAUGUUGCGAUUACUUUCAUUUAUUUUGAUGAUCGAUGGAAAAUUUUUAUAAGAUUAAAUCGGUCAAAAUUAAUUGACACAACUUGAAUAUCUAUUGCAAGUCAAAAAACACAACCUUGAUUCAUACAUUAUCAUUUGCAUGAUCUUUCUUAUCUAUUCUCGACAAUUCUAUUCGCCUACCCACAUAGCUAGAGAGAUACGCGAUUAGAUUAAUUCUAAAUAUGGUGGCCUUGAGUUACUAUUAACUAGUUAUAAUAUAUAUAUGCCCUAAUGAAGUGGACCUAAUUAAAUUCGAUUCGCUUGUCCCUAUUACAACUCCUAGGCUUCUCUUGAUUAACUAGCGGGCGCUUUAUACUAGAUACUACACAUUUUUAACAUCAAAUCAAUCCACUUAGCCAAUCUAAUUAGCUUAUUAAUCCUAACCACUUGAAUAAAACCUAAAGCUUUUCGACUUUGCCAGUUGCCACUACUUUAAUAUAGUUAACAUAAAAAUCCUUCACUUAUUUUUCAAUUAAUUCCACUCCACAAAAGGUGGAAUUAAUACUCGUCUUAAUUUAUCUCCCUAAAAGUUAUAAGGAACUCAUCAUGAUAUUCCCAUUAAAAUUAUAUACACACAUGUUCUCACCCACACUAUAAAUAGUGUGUCCUUCGAUAUAGUUUGGACAUAUAUUAGUUGUUAUAUUAUAAGAAGAGGUCUAGAGAAUGAUAAAGGUGAGGGAGUUCGAGAUGGAGAAGGACUUGAUUAUGGUAGAGGAGUUGGAGCGCCAAUGUGAUGUUGGCCCGACCGCUGACAUUGGAGACACGAAGAAGAAGAAGUUGAAGAAGAAGAGCCUCUCUCUCUUUGUGGAUUUGUUGGGUGAUCCGUUGUCUCGAGUUCGUCAUGCGCCUGAUUAUGUCAUGCUCGUGGCUGAGUCGGGGGAGAAGGAGAUGGUGGGAGUGAUAAAAGCAUGUGUUAAGAUGGUUACAAGAGGAAGGGAUUCGGUUUACGUUAAAGUCGCUUACAUUCUCGGCCUCCGAGUCUCUCCUUAUCAUCGGCGACUCGGGAUCGGGACGAAGCUGGUGGAGCGGGCCGAGUGGUGGAGCGCCGCCCGCGGGGCGGAGUACGCCUACAUGGCUACCGACGCCGCCAACGCUGCCUCCAUCAACCUCUUCAUCCGCCGCCUCGGAUACUCCCGAUUCCGCUCCCCCGCCGUCCUCGUCCACCCCAUCCACGCCCACCGCCUCCCUGUCUCCUCCUCUUCCACCGCCGUCCUCCGCCUCCCGCCUCCUGCCGCCGCCGCCAUCUACCAACGCAUCUUACCACCCUCCGCCGUCGAGUUCCUCCCCUCCGACCUCCCCGCCCUCCUCGCCCACCCUCUCACCAUCGGCACCUUCCUCGCGGUCCCCUCCUCCUCAAGCGCCGCGACCAACCCCGGCGACGAACUUCCAGGAACGUCGUUCGCGGUGAUGAGCCUGUGGGACUCAACGCAGGUGCUCCGCCUUCGGGUGGCGGGAGCGCCGACGGCGACGAGGGCCGCGCUGGCGGUGCUGCGGGCGGUGGACAGCGGCGCGCCGUGGCUGAGGGUGCCGUCGGUGCGCGACGUCUUCCAGCCAUUUGGAGUCUACGUCAUGUACGGCCUCCACAUGGCGGGGCCGGAGGGCCCGCGUCUGAUGCGCAGGCUGUGCCGGGUGGCGCACAACGCGGCGGUCGGCGACGCCCAUUGCGCCGCCGUGGUGGCGGAGGUGGGCACGAGGGACCCGGUGCGGGCGGCUGUGCCGCACUGGAAGCGCUUCUCCUUUGACGAAGACGUCUGGUGCAUGAAGAGGCUGUGUAGCAGCCUCAGCAGCGACGGCGACGAUUGGAUGGCAUCCCCGCCGGCGACGGACGUCAUUUUCGUAGAUCCGCGCGAGUUUUGAAUAUAAAUUAAAACUAUGUAUAUAUACUAAUUUCGGUUCGGAGGCAGACGAUCUCCCUUGAUUUGUCAUUUGGAUAAAUACGGAAUCCAAGUUAAUUAUAUAUACUUAGAAGUAAACCUC